Molecule: messenger RNA, 2226 nt
Organism: Tripterygium wilfordii
Lineage: Eukaryota; Viridiplantae; Streptophyta; Magnoliopsida; Celastrales; Celastraceae
Product: serine/threonine-protein phosphatase 2A 65 kDa regulatory subunit A beta isoform-like
Exons: 13
Coding region: 180-1943 (587 amino acids)
Biological process (GO): protein dephosphorylation
Cellular component (GO): protein phosphatase type 2A complex; cytoplasm
Molecular function (GO): protein phosphatase regulator activity; protein binding
Source: RefSeq, a predicted model, not a curated record
AAUCUCUUCCAGAAUUAUAAGAAAAUAAAUUCAUUUCUCUCUCUUCACCCACUUUCCAGUCUCCCCUCCCCUCUCUCUCGCUCUCAUCUGAAGGAGCCGGCGGGAACGCAUUUAGACUGCUGAGAUCAAUUCUAGUUUUUCCCCCUUCAUCAGUGCAUAUCAAGAAGCGCUAAGGUGAAAUGGCUAUGGUUGAUGAACCACUGUAUCCAAUAGCUGUUCUCAUAGAUGAGCUUAAAAAUGAUGACAUCCAGCUUCGAUUGAACUCAAUCCGUAAGCUGUCGACAAUUGCACGUGCUCUUGGUGAGGAACGAACGAGGAAGGAACUCAUACCGUUCUUAAGUGAAAACAAUGAUGAUGAUGACGAGGUGCUUCUUGCAAUAGCGGGAGAGUUGGGUGUGUUUAUUCCAUACGUCGGGGGAUUGGAACAUGCCCAUGUUUUACUUUCACCUCUGGAAACCCUUUGCACUGUUGAGGAAACCUGUGUGAGAGACAAAGCUGUGGAGUCAUUGUGCAGAAUAGGUUCUCAGAUGAGGGAGAAUGACUUGGUUGACUGUUUUAUUCCUCUAGUCAAGAGAUUAGCAGCUGGUGAAUGGUUUACGGCUCGAGUUUCUGCAUGUGGUCUAUUUCAUAUUGCUUACCCAAGUGCCUCAGAAAUGGUGAAGAUAGAAUUGCGAUCAAUAUAUGGGCAGCUGUGUCAGGAUGACAUGCCAAUGGUUAGGAGGUCUGCUGCUUCUAAUCUGGAGAUGUUUGCUGCAACAGUUGAACCUUCUCAUUUGAAGUCCGAAAUCAUGUCGAUAUUUGACGAUCUUACCCAGGAUGAUCAAGAUUCUGUGCGGUUAUUGGCCGUUGAGGGUUGUGCUGCUCUUGGCAAAUUGUUGGAACCUCAGGAUUGUGUUGCUCAUAUUCUCCCUGUUAUUGUCAAUUUCUCUCAGGAUAAAUCAUGGCGGGUGCGUUAUAUGGUCGCAAAUCAAUUAUGUGAGCUUUGUGAAGCUGUAGGGCCUGAACCUACUAGGGCGGACUUGGUCCCUGCAUAUGUACGGUUACUUCGUGACAAUGAGGCUGAAGUACGUAUAGCAGCCGCUGGGAAAGUGACAAAGUUUUGCCGGAUUUUAAGUCCCGAUCUUGCAAUCCAACAUCUACUUCCCUGCGUGAAGGAAUUAUCAUCUGAUUCUUCCCAGCAUGUGCGGUCUUCUUUGGCCUUUGUUAUAAUGGGAAUGGCUCCUGUGUUGGGGAAGGAUGCAACCAUUGAGCAGCUUCUUCCAAUUUUUCUCUCCCUUUUGAAAGAUGAAUUUCCUGAUGUACGCCUCAACAUUAUCAGCAAGCUUGAUCAAGUGAAUCAGGUUAUUGGAAUUGAUUUAUUGUCCCAAUCAUUGCUACCGGCUAUUGUUGAGCUUGCGGAGGAUAGACAUUGGAGAGUUCGCCUUGCAAUUAUCGAGUAUAUUCCUUUGUUGGCUAGCCAGUUGGGUGUAGGGUUUUUCAAUGAUAAACUUGGUUCCCUUUGCAUGCAGUGGCUGCAGGAUAAGGUUUACUCAAUUCGAGAUGCUGGUGCUAACAAUUUAAAACGCCUUGCUGAAGAAUUUGGUCCAGAGUGGGCAAUGCAGCACAUAAUCCCUCAGGUGCUGGAGAUAAAAAACGAUUCACAUUAUUUGUAUAGGAUGACUAUUAUACAUGCUAUCUCUCUCCUUGCCCCUGUUAUGGGCCCAGAAAUUACAUGUUCUAAAUUGUUGCCAGCAGUCGUCAAUGCAUCGAAGGACAGAGUACCCAACAUCAAAUUCAAUGUGGCAAAGGUGCUGCAGUCCUUGAUUCACAUAGUUGAUCAGUCUGUGGUAGAGAAGACAAUUCGACCCUGCUUGAUUGAGCUCAGUGAGGAUCCAGAUGUUGAUGUCCGUUUUUUCGCCAACCAAGCGCUGCAGUCGAUUGAUCAUGUGAUGAUGUCUAGCUAGCAACAUUGAAAUCCUCGUGAAUGUAGGAUUGCUUUGAAGACACUGUUGCAACACUUGGUAUUCAGUUUCUUCUGAUCAUAUUAUUUCUUUCUCCCGAGUCCUGACACUGUAUGGUGCUACAUUUGUGUCUGUCAAUUUUAACUGGUUUGUAAAGCGAUUUUGCCUAUCCCUGUCACUUUCUCUGAUCAUUGAGAAACAUGCAGACUAACUAACUAACCACGGGAUACUAUUAGCAUCAUUGUUAUGUAUUUUGAAUUAAAAUUUCCAUUUAAAUUAUGCUGAA